Molecule: messenger RNA, 1913 nt
Organism: Carya illinoinensis
Lineage: Eukaryota; Viridiplantae; Streptophyta; Magnoliopsida; Fagales; Juglandaceae
Product: probable serine/threonine-protein kinase PBL19
Exons: 4
Coding region: 513-1685 (390 amino acids)
Biological process (GO): protein phosphorylation
Molecular function (GO): ATP binding; protein kinase activity
Source: RefSeq, a predicted model, not a curated record
CGAUGGAAGCAAGGAGAGAGAUAUUGGGAAGUUGUUGGUCUUUGCCUUCCGUCGCUUUCUUUCGUUGUCGUUUACGUUUCAUUCACGACACCUCUCUCUCUCUCUCUCUGGAUAUGGUUGUCUUUUUCGAUCGUCUGGUUUUUGCCUGGUAGCUGAAUUUGUUAUUGGUUUAUAAAUUCCCAUUUUUCAGCAGCACGGCUCUUCAAAUUUCUAGUCCAUUGUUGAGUUCCUUUUGUCUAUCUUUUGUCUGUUUACAACUCUUGGGUGGGUUCGUGCCCUCCUAUGCAAACUAUCAUGUGGAAUUUCCUUCUAUGGUCUUUAUAAUUUACUAGUUUUCCUUUGUUUUACAUCCGGAGGAGGUCCAUUUUCAUUCAAUACUUCUAGUUUCCCUUGUUUCCUUUCUGGGUUUUCUUUUAUCUUCUGGGUUCACUUCCAUCUCCACCUCUCUCGCUCGCUUGCAAUACUACUACAACAAUUUGAGUUUUGUCAUUUGGUUUCAAAAGCUCAAGAAGAUGAAGUGCUUCUUUCCCUUCAAGGACAAAUUCAAGACCAAGAGAGGACCGAGAUUCGCUCCAGAGCUGCAAAGCCAAAGUAAAUCAGAUGGUUCGGCUGCAAAGCGAGCAACCAAGUCUUCGAGUUCAUUACCAUCGACACGGAGCAUACCCGAAUUGUACAGAGAAAAGAAACACAAUUUGAGAGUUUUCUCGUACGAAGAGUUGAGGGAAGCAACAAAUGGUUUUAAUAGGUUGCUAAAGAUUGGAGAAGGUGGUUUUGGGAGUGUGUAUAAAGGUACUAUUAGGCCUCCAAAUGGUCAAGGUGAUUCAACUGUUGUUGCCAUAAAAAAGCUCAACACUAAUGGAUUGCAGGGUCAUAAACAGUGGCUAGCAGAAGUUCUAUUUCUUGGUGUUGUCAAUCAUCCAAAUCUAGUGAAACUUCUGGGAUACUGUUCUAGUGAUGAAGAAAGAGGUAUCCAGCGGUUGUUGGUGUACGAGUUCAUGCCUAACAGAAGCCUAGAAGCUCAUCUUUUCAACAGGUCAUUGCCCACACUUCCUUGGAAAACCAGAUUAGAGAUUCUCCUUGGUGCGGCCGAAGGAUUGGCUUACCUACAUGGGGGACUGGAAGUCCAGGUGAUAUAUCGAGAUUUCAAGUCCUCAAAUGUGCUCUUGGAUGAGGACUUUAAGGCAAAGCUCUCAGACUUUGGGCUUGCUAGGGAAGGGCCACGGGGUGACCAUACUCAUGUAUCCACUGCAGUAGUUGGGACAUAUGGCUAUGCUGCUCCAGAAUAUGUGGAAACAGGCCAUCUUACAACCCAGAGCGAUAUAUGGAGUUUUGGUGUUGUGCUGUAUGAGAUCCUCACAGGCAGGCGAGCAUUGGAAAGAAACCGUCCCACUUCGGAACAGAAGCUUCUAGAUUGGGUGAAACAGUUCCCGGCUAACAGUCGCAGAUUCAGCAUGAUAAUGGAUCCAAGAAUCAGAAACCAGUAUCCUCUUGCUGCAGCUCAGAAAAUUGCCAAACUUGCAGAUAGCUGCCUAAACAAGAAUGCUAAGGAUAGGCCAACAAUGAGCCAGGUAGUAGAGAUCUUGAAGGAAGCAACACAAAUCCCAGAAACUACUCCCGGGAAUAGUAGUUCUAGCUCAUCUGGAUCUAAAAUUUUCCAAAGAAACCAAAAUAGGAUUAUCAAAUGAAGUUUGUGACAUAGAGCCAAAGAAAAUAAAGAGUAGUUCUAAAUCAUCUGGGUUUGGAAUGUUAAACUGAUUAGACUCGAUUAAACCAAGCAAACCCUGGUCCUCGCUCAAUCAUCUAUACGUUUUGUCCUCAUAUUUCAAGAUUUUUGUAUUGAUGGAAGGAGGAGGUGUAUAGAUUGGUAUGUGGAAUGGUUGUAAAUCUCUAUAUUAAAAUUUUGCGUUCCGAUU